AUGAUCCAAUAUGACUUACAACAAAAUAUCUUUUUAAUGACACAAGAGUCCGAAAGCAAUAGUGCUAGUUUAAGAGAUACAGAAGCAGAGCGUAAUAAAGCGUCUCCAGGUACUUUCGAAGCACUAGGCUCCCAGUAUCAUCCCUACUGGGCAAGCAACACUGCCAAACGUCUAAAAAUAAAUGCUCUCUUACUAUACAAGAGUUACUUACAUGACAACUUUGACAGUUUAAUUGAUGCGGUAAAGGAGAUGCUUAAUGAAGAAACAGAUCCAGAGGAAGCUGAAACAAGCGCUGGAUCAGCGGAAGAGCAAGUGAAAGUGGCUGUAGUACCUUUCAAUCAAGUCUUGCGUAAAGAUCUCUCUGUAGAGUUAAGACCUACCAUCAUUGAAAAACUUAGCUCUGCAAUCUACAAAUACUCUGAUUUUGCUUGUAUUUUCUUCCUUGUUGUUCAACUGACAAUGACAACAUUUACAAUGUCUGACGGCAAUCCUCUGGAAAUGAAUACAAUCAUGCCAAGUGAAUUUCAGAGAGACACCGCACCAGUCGUAUUACCGGCACCAAUCAGAAAUGCAAGCAGCGAUGAUGCUGACUACAAGACUAUUUUUUCUUUAAAUCACUUGCAAGUCGUCAGUACUUUGAAUUUUGGUGCAGUGAGGAUUCAAAAGCAGGCAAGAGCUAAGUAUCCACUUUGUAUAAGUACACAUGAGCAAGUACAAGCUGGAGAGACUAGCCAAGCAGAAAACAGCCCCCAACCAAUUGAUAACGAUGUCAACGGCGAAGUACAGUAUAUUUUUGCCGAAGUCAAGGAUUUCAAUGCAACAAUCAAGAAGCCUGUUACCGCACAGUUUUCAACCAACUUAGAUCUCAUGUAUAAAAACGGCAAAAGGCUGAAGAACGCCAUUGAAAAGACGCUGAGGAUAUUGUUGAAGCUGCAUAUCCGGCCUAAAAAGGAAAGAAGCAGAAGAAAACUCAUAAACGAGUUACAAACAACCUCUGAUACAAGCCACACUGUAGUAAUUGAAAACAGCAUUUUCAGCAGAAAUAAGAGACCUCUACUCAACAAAGAUCGAAAACAAUUGCAAAAGUAUCAAGAGAAGAACAAAACGAGUAAAGCAGCUAAAGUUGCCAGAAAAAUUAAACAUAUUAAGGAACUUCAAUGGAAGAAGAAGGCAAUAUAUGAACUUGAUACAGCGGACCAUGCUGUUAAUAAGUAUAUAUUUUACAUUUAG
Messenger RNA from Rhizopus microsporus ATCC 52813, 1230 nucleotides. RefSeq lists its product as uncharacterized. Lineage: Eukaryota; Fungi; Mucoromycota; Mucoromycetes; Mucorales; Rhizopodaceae. The record is from RefSeq and is a predicted model, not a curated record. Bases 1 to 1230 code for a protein of 409 amino acids. The transcript has a single exon.